Molecule: messenger RNA, 1617 nt
Organism: Candidozyma haemuli
Lineage: Eukaryota; Fungi; Ascomycota; Pichiomycetes; Serinales; Metschnikowiaceae
Product: transcription factor TFIIIC subunit
Exons: 1
Coding region: 1-1617 (538 amino acids)
Molecular function (GO): protein binding
Source: RefSeq, a predicted model, not a curated record
AUGGCUACGGAAGCUGACGAGCUAAUACUAAGUGCCAACCUCCCGAGAACACGAGACUUGAGUUUUGUUGGACGGUUCCACCAUAAUUAUGGCUUUGAAGAGAAGCAAUUCGAAUAUUUACUUCAGCAGAAGGACCUUUGGGGCGAUAAGCUCUUCUACAUCAAUGAGGUUCCAUUCAAGCAGGCUGUCGCUAAUGGCCAACAUCACGUCAGGCAGGUUCCUGAAGUGACGAGUGAUGAAUUGAGUUUUCCGAAAUUCGAAGGCUCUGAGGUCCUGGAGAGUGAUUAUAAGGCUAGGUUUGGCUGUGACGAUCCAAUAGAUAUUAACUUCACCAGUUCCCAGAAAGAAAGUAAAAAGGCUCUUCGGUACGGCGAAGCAUUGAACUUAAAGGAGCUAUAUAAAAGGAAUGCAAUUGCCUUGAAUGUCGGUGGGAUCGUAACGGCAAUGAAAUGGCUCCCAUAUGGUUCUCUUUUAGCUGUUGCGGUUGCUUACCAUAAGGAUGGCUUAUCGAAGGCCAUUACAAGUCCGUCGAUGCUGAUAUUCCCUCAUAAUCAAGACAAAUCUGAUGUGUCAUCUUGUAUUCAAUUUUGGAAGUACGAUCUGGGGAAAAAUUCAUUAUCCUUGCGUAAGGUGCUUCUUACGUCAAGUUUCGGUACCUCAUCAACUAUUAACUGGCUUCCAUUGAAAGUCCGGGAUGGCAAUAUGGGCGUUCUUUCUGCAUUGUUCUCAGAUGGUAAAGUCCACUUUUUCAGAAUUGAUCUACCUGCUACUGGCACGCAGUAUAUUGAAGUAGCCACUGCUUCAUGGACAAUUGCCAUGACUGACGAAAGAGACAACAACAGCCACUUACCCAUUACUACAUAUGACGUCUUUGAUGAGACGAAGAUAAUUGUUGGCACUUUAGAUGGUGCAAUUGCUGAAUUCGUCCUUCCUGGCUCUGACGAGCAACCAGAAGUGCCAUCAUUUGUGGAAUAUGUGGUCGAUUCUGCUAUCAGCACUGUUACUGUUGCCCCCGUAUUUAACGGGCACGUUCUUUUGAUUAACACUACUACAACAAGAUCAUUUGCAAUACUUUAUGAAAAUAUAAGGCAAAGCAGAGUCGAAACAGCAUAUACUAUCCUGUCUUUGCAACCCCGAUACCACAGAGGGUUACGCAUCUUUGUUUAUCCUGACUCUGCUGAAAGUAUAGGGUACUCCUUUGCAAGACAUCCUCAUCAAAAGCAUAGCUUGCUUCUCAGAACAGAAUAUAUUUCUAGCUUUCACACAAGCGAGUACCUCGACCAUCCCUUUGCGUUGGUUGGCAACGUUGCGGGAGAUUUAUAUGUGAUCAACAUCGCUCGAAAGAUCUUUGGUGUGCCAAAAGCACACAAUAAGUUAAUUGUUCCGUUGAAGGUAUGGUCUGUUUCCCUAGAAGAUGAUAGACAAACACUAAGGCUUUCUGGAGACUACAUGCCCACUACAGCAGAUAAGUCUGACGUUGCAUAUUCCUUCACCCCCGCUGAAAUUGGUAUUUCAGCUUGCGCAUGGAUUGAAGAUUUGGAUGGCAGCUCAGCGUACGCUAUGAGCACAUACUCUGGUCUCAUGAUCUUGGAGAGAUUAGAUCCUCAGUUGACUUAA